Molecule: messenger RNA, 1941 nt
Organism: Ostrinia furnacalis (Asian corn borer)
Lineage: Eukaryota; Metazoa; Arthropoda; Insecta; Lepidoptera; Crambidae
Product: organic cation transporter protein
Exons: 1
Coding region: 24-1559 (511 amino acids)
Biological process (GO): transmembrane transport
Cellular component (GO): membrane
Molecular function (GO): transmembrane transporter activity
Source: RefSeq, a predicted model, not a curated record
UUUUAUUUUAAUUCCUGUACCUUAUGGGUAAUUUUAUUAUUUUCAGAUGCUGGAUAGACGGUGUGGAUAUCAACGACACGACAGCUGCAUGGAACUCCUCAAGCAUAUUAAAUGCUAUACCAAAGACUGCAGAAGGACAACUUACAAGUUGUUUUAUGUACGACGAAAACAAUUCUACAGUACAGUGUUCAAAGUUUGUCUUUGAUUCCACGUACAGAAGUUCGUCACGCGCCAUAGAAUGGAAUUUGGUCUGUGAUCGCAGAUGGAUGGGGGCUCUAGCACAAACCAUUUAUAUGUUAGGCGUUUUCACCGGAGCCGUUGUUUUAGGAGGCAUGGCUGACAAAUACGGCAGAAAAAAAAUAUUCUGUUGGUCGGGAGUCUUACAACUUGUUUUUGGUGUGGUAGUUGCUUUUGUGCCUGAGUAUUGGUCUUUCUUAGUUGUUCGAUUUUUAUAUGGAAUAUUUGGCUCAGCUGGUUCCUAUAUCACCGGGUUUGUGUUAACCAUGGAGUUAAUGGGGGCGAGCAAAAGGACAGCCUGUGGCGUUGCUUUUCAAGCAGCAUUUGCAGCUGGAAUCAUGCUCGUAGCCGGCUGGGGAGCUCUUAUUGACGAUAGGCAGCUAUUGCAAGUUAUUUACGGGCUACAUAGUUUAUUGCUAAUCCCACAUAUUUGGAUUAUGGAUGAAUCUCCUAGGUGGCUUUGGGCUCAAGGUCGAGCCAAAGAAUCAGUUGAUAUAGUAGCCAAAGCUCUAAAAUGUAACAGGUCAGAACAUACACUAGAUAGAGCGGAAUUGGUUUCCAUAGGUAAGGUCGAAGUCUCCAAGGGAAAUGACACUUCUUCUGCAGGCACAUCAGAUUUAUUCAAGACACCCAAUUUACGAAACAAAACAUUAAAUGUUUGUUUCUGUUGGUUUGCUAACUCAAUAGCAUAUUAUGGACUAACAUUAAGUACAGGAAAACUUGAGGGUAAUCCAUACCUAAUUACAGCCAUCUUAGGAUUCGUUGAAUUUCCCAGUUAUGCAGCGGUUAUUUACUUCCUUGAUAUUUGGGGUAGAAGGCCAUUAAUAAGUUUAAUGAUGAUCGUUGGUGGAGUAGCGUGCAUAGGGGCAACUCUCAUUCCUGCGGGAAGUACACUGUCGACUGCAAUUGUCAUAGCUGGAAAACUAUUUAUUGCUGGUUCAUUUGCUAUAAUUUAUAAUUACUCUGCAGAGUUAUUCCCCACUGUGAUUCGUAAUUCUGCAUUAGGAUUAGGAUCUAUGUGCGCUAGGCUUUCCGGAGCUUUGACUCCAUUGAUAACUUUAUUAGACUCUUUUAAUCCUAAAAUUCCUGCAGUAACUUUUGGAUUAGUAGCGCUUAUAUCCGGGUUUUUGUGUCUAUUAUUGCCAGAAACUAAUAAUCAACCCAUGCCACAGACAUUGGAAGACGGAGAGAAUUUCGGUUUAGGGGAUACGUGCUUCACCACUUGUAUGGGUAAGAGAAAGAAAAAUAAAACGUAUUCAGUGGAAGACAAAGCCGCAGCUGAAGCAAUGGUUCCUUUAGAAGGCAUGAGUAGAAAAGCCUAACAUGAAAUAUUAAGUUACUUAGAUCUUUCAAAAUUAUCUCAGUUAAAAAAUUAUUGAAUUAUUUUUGUGAACAAAUAUUGAGUUAUUGUGAUAUUGUUGAGUCAAUAUUAUAUCAAAAUUGUUAUAAGUGCUAUUAUAAGUAAAAUGAAUGUUUCAUAAUAAAUGUGCCUGCGAUGUUUUGUGAUAAAUUGAUACUCUAAGUGCGUAUGUAGGUACUAGUUAACAUGGUAAGAAACUUGUUUUUAGUCUUUGGCAAGCAGUUUUUUUGUUUGUAUCGACGUUUGUUUAUAUCAAAUGUAGAGAUACCUAUGAAAAGUAUAGUUGAUAACUCUAUUUUGUAUAUAAAAUGUACAUAACUAUUUACCAAAAUAAAAUUGAUUUA